Messenger RNA from Anopheles arabiensis, 1073 nucleotides. RefSeq names its product parkin coregulated gene protein homolog. NCBI's taxonomy places the organism in Eukaryota, Metazoa, Arthropoda, Insecta, Diptera, Culicidae. Gene Ontology annotation, molecular function: Hsp70 protein binding; Hsp90 protein binding. The record is from RefSeq and is a predicted model, not a curated record. The transcript is spliced from 4 exons. The coding region runs from base 276 to 1043 and encodes 255 amino acids.
GCAUCAAGUAGCCAUUGCUCCGAGAUGUUUCUCGAACAACUGUCAAGUGGAGUGCAGUGAGGAAGUUCCUCUUUUCUUCUUUCGGCCGAACAACAAACAUCUAAAUUCCCGUGUGCUCAAGAAACUGUUCAGAAUUUCCCGAAAGCAUCACACCAGUGUGCCAAAUUCCUAGUGGCUUGUUUUCCGCCGAAAAAAAAAAUCCCCCUCAACCGACCGAACCGUGUUGCACUGCCACCGCCCGUUGUUCGAGUGUCGGCGCAUCAUAUCGCAACGAAAUGCCGUCAACGUCAUGCUGGUGCCAGCCACGCACAUGCCCCGGAAUUCUUCGUCGCGUGCCAGCCUUCACAGUGCAGGCCUGCCAGCGCUGUGUAGUGGUCUGGCCGCCCUGCCCCAUGCCGGUGUUCUGCAUCCGGCCGGCGCGCGUAUCGCGCUUCCGUGGGUUUUUCCUGCGCGGCGACAUACCGAUCUCGCGCGAGUGCGGAACGCGCUGUGUGAAACACUUCAUCAAGUGGCACACACCGCCGGAACAGCUCAACUAUCAGCGCUUUCUGCCACUGUUUUUCGAUGGGUUGUGCGAGUCGACAUUUCCGUACCGGGAGUUUGCACGCCACGGGGUGAGCGAUCUGCUGAUAGCCGGGACCGAACGACAGAUAUUUCAAACCAUCCCCAUGCUGAUACUACCAAUGCGCGAGGCGUUGAACACGAGAAAUCCGGACAUUAUAAUUGCAACAUUAAACGCGUUACAGCAGCUGCUGCGUGUCGGACCAUCGAUCGGAAUCGCUCUGGUGCCGUACUAUCGACAGCUGCUGCCAAUGCUGAAUCUGUACAAGCAGCGGCGCGUUAACAUUGGCGAUCAUAUAGACUUUCGUGGCGGUCGACGGAUUGGCGAUGUGGUGAAUGCUACACUCGAGCUACUGGAACAGUGCGGCGGGCCCGAUGCGUAUCUCAAUAUUAAGUACAUGGUGCCGACGUACGAAAGCUGUGUCUACAAUCGCUCGAACGGUUGCAAAACAUGUGUGUACAAAUAUAAAAUUGCAACAUGACCAGCUAGCAACAUAUCAUGCGAAAGAAAU